UCUCUAUACAAUAAAUAAUGAAUAUCCGUAGAAUCGAUGGCGCAGCAGAGUUCAUCUUCAUCGUCUUCCUCUGUGAUGAUGGUUGAAUUAGACGAUGGGUUCUCAUUGGACGGCUCGGAAUCUGGGUGGGUGGAGGCACGAAUUCACUGUGACCAUCUCGCUUCCUUGUCUUCCGAUCUCCUACACAUUCCCACCCCCGACACUCCAUGCCACAGGUGUCAGCAUCCAAAUGAGAACUGGCUAUGCUUAUGUUGCAAGGAUGUUCUCUGUAGCCGAUUUGUGAACAAGCACAUGCUAGAGCACUAUCAACAGACAAAUCAUAACUUGGCUUUGAGCUACAGUGAUCUAUCGGUCUGGUGUUUCUCCUGUGAUGCUUAUCUCGAUGCUCAAGUAAUGCAGCCAUUACGCGCUGCUUAUGAAACUGCAUACAUAUUGAAGUUUGGUAGCGCUCCACCAUUCCGAGCAAUUGAGCUGGUGCAGACAGUAGGUACGGAAGCAAACGCCUCAACUGGCAAUUGAGGCGUGGUUCUCUAUUUUCCUAUGAGUUUUUAUAGAACCCUUCUACUUUUUCCCCUUUAGUUGAUGAAUAAAUACAGUAUGUGAUCUUGUUUUCAUUUUGGUUGGAUUGCCAACUCCUUGUAUAUCUAUGGUCUCCUUGUCAAUAUAUUGCUCACAUUCACUUUAAAAUAAAAUUUAUUCCUUGUCGGCUCA
This is a messenger RNA of Salvia splendens (bonfire salvia), 711 nucleotides long. Its product is annotated as histone deacetylase 6. Lineage: Eukaryota; Viridiplantae; Streptophyta; Magnoliopsida; Lamiales; Lamiaceae. The coding region runs from base 37 to 519 and encodes 160 amino acids. Gene Ontology annotation, molecular function: zinc ion binding. The record is from RefSeq and is a predicted model, not a curated record. The transcript is spliced from 3 exons.